Diabrotica virgifera virgifera (western corn rootworm) is the source of this 1659-nucleotide messenger RNA. RefSeq names its product cytosolic beta-glucosidase-like. Bases 118 to 1626 code for a protein of 502 amino acids. The record is from RefSeq and is a predicted model, not a curated record. The transcript has 7 exons. Gene Ontology annotation, molecular function: beta-glucosidase activity. Gene Ontology annotation, biological process: carbohydrate metabolic process. NCBI's taxonomy places the organism in Eukaryota, Metazoa, Arthropoda, Insecta, Coleoptera, Chrysomelidae.
UGAAUAAAACAAUUCACUUGAGAUUUCUCUCAAGGCAAGAUUAAGAAAUUUUAAUUUAUUUAUAUUAAAUACACUGGUUUCAAAUUUGUCUCAGUCGGCAUCAAGCUUCUGAGAAAAAUGAAGUUAGUUGGCUGCUUUUUAGUGUUUUUGAGCGUGUUGGCUCUUGGAGCUGCAGAUGGAGACGAUGAAUUUGCUAACUACACAAUAACCAACCGCAAAUUUCCAAAAGGUUUUACUUUUGGUGUUGCCACGGCUGCUUACCAGAUUGAAGGAGUUUGGAAUUUGGAUGGAAAAGGAGAACAGGUCUGGGAUACUUUCUUCCACGAACAUCCUGACCGCGUAGAUGAUGGAACUAACGGUGAUGUCGCUACUGAUUCUUACCAUCUUUAUAAAGAAGAUGUUCGUUGUAUGGAAGAAGUUGGUGUGGACUACUAUAGAUUUUCAAUAGCUUGGUCCAGAAUCUUACCUGACGGAACCCUUGACAAUAUUAGCCAAGAGGGUGUUAAGUAUUAUGUAAAUUUAUUUAAGGAACUGCGUGCCAAGGGAAUAAAAUCUUUUGUUACCUUGUACCAUUGGGAUAUACCAACAGCUCUUGAGAAACAAGGAGGUUGGAGAAAUCCAAAAGUUGUUGACUGGUUCCAAGAUUACGCAGAGUUUUGUUUCAAAACUUUUGGAGAAUACGUCGAUAGUUGGGUAACAAUUAACGAACCUAAACAGAUCUGUCACGCCGGAUACGGAGUAGGGGGAUACGCUCCGGGAGUAGUUUCUCCAGGAAUUGGAGAGUACGUUUGUGCUAGACACGUCUUGUUGGCUCACGCUAAAACCUGGAGAUUGUAUGACCGUUCAUACAGACAACAAUUAAAAUCCAGAAUUACAAUUGUUAUUGAUUCCGAUUGGUACGAACCAGAAACCGAGAGUGAAGCUGAUGAAACUGCAGCUGAACAUAAACGUCAAUUUGUGUACGGCAUGUAUGCUAAUCCAAUUGUAUACGGAAACUGGCCACAAAUUAUGAUCGACAACGUUGCAGAUUUUAGUAAAAAACAAGGAUUUAAGGAAUCUCGUUUGCCAGCUUUCUCUGAAGAGGAAAUUGAGCUAAUUAAAGGAACAUAUGAUUAUUUAGCUGUUAACCACUAUACAUCAUUGAUGGUCAAAGCUCGAGCUGAACCAACUUUAAUUGUUAGUUGGGAUGAUGACGCUGGAGUUGAUGCGUAUCAAAAAUCUACAUGGGAAACUGCAGCAAUUGGUUGGUUUAAAAAAGUACCAUGGGGUUUUGGAAAAUUACUUAGAUGGAUAAAAAAGACUUACGGAGAUAUUGAAAUUGUUAUUAGUGAAAACGGUGUGUCUGAUAGAAGUGGAACAUUACAAGAUGAGCAUAGAAUUAAGUUUAUUCAGGCAUACAUGAGUCACAUGUUAGAUGCAAUUCAUGACGGAGUAAACGUUACGGCAUAUACUCUAUGGAGUAUCAUAGAUAACUUCGAAUGGACCCAAGGAUUUAAUGGCAAACUGGGCAUCUACUAUGUAAACCAAUCUGACCCUUCAUUGCCAAGAAUUGCUAAGGAUUCUUCGAAAUACUACGCUAAUGUGAUUAAAACUAAAUGUUUGGUAGACUCUUGUGUAGAUAAUUGAUAGUUUUUAAUAAAUAAAUUAUUAUAUUAAAGA